Molecule: messenger RNA, 1793 nt
Organism: Microstroma glucosiphilum
Lineage: Eukaryota; Fungi; Basidiomycota; Exobasidiomycetes; Microstromatales; Microstromataceae
Product: Brix-domain-containing protein
Exons: 3
Coding region: 62-1696 (544 amino acids)
Biological process (GO): rRNA processing; ribosomal large subunit assembly
Cellular component (GO): preribosome, large subunit precursor
Molecular function (GO): rRNA binding
Source: RefSeq, a predicted model, not a curated record
CCUUCUCGCCCUCGCCCACACACGCUCAUCUGCACCCAGCCUUCUCAUACGAGCUAUCAAGAUGGCCAAGCGUAGGAGGAAGACCAGGACUCACCUCAAAGGGCCAAACAAUUCUGCUGCCUCUUCCACGACUGCGCCAAAGUCAUUUGUCAUUCGCAGCGGAAAGGUCGGUAGGAGCGUAGGUGGACUUGUGCAGGAUGUCAGGAAGGUCUUGGAGCCGAAUACGGCCAUCAGACUGAGGGAACGCAAAUCGAACAAGCUGCGUGACUUUGUCUCGAUGUCAGGCCCACUGGGCGUCUCCCACAUGGUCAUCUUCAACCAGACCGACGCAGGAAUCAACAUGAGGGUCGCAAGAUGUCCCAGAGGUCCCACUUGUACCUUCAGAGUCAACAAGUUCGCCCUGAUGAAUGAUGUUCUCAGGAGUCAGAAGAGGCCUCGAGCUCCUGGUGGAGAGUUUGGCACACCGCCUCUGCUUGUCCUGAACAACUUCGGAGGUGAAGCUCGCCAUCUCAAGCUACUGGUCACAGUCUUCCAAAAUCUCUUUCCCCCCAUCCAAGUCCAGACUAUGCAUCUCUCCCAAGCCCGCCGAGUGGUGCUCCUUUCUUACAAUGCUCAAACAGAGACAAUCGAAUGGCGUCACUAUAUCAUCUCAGUGCGCCCGGUAGGAGUCUCGAGGUCUGUUCGCAGGGUCAUCGAGGGAACAAAUAGACCUGGCCCGAGCUCUACAGGAGCUCCUAUGAAGCGCAAGGGCAAGGGCCUACCCAACCUGGGCAACGUGGGAGACAUCUCAGAGUACGUCCUGGGGCGAGCUACAAGAUCUGGUUCCGUAGGAGCUGCCAGCGAUACAGACGUCUCCGAGGCCGAGUCUGAGCUGGAAGACAUGAACGACCCCGCCAACGCUAUCGAGCUCUCGGAAAGGUACGUUGGCAGAGGUAACGAUGCCAAUGAGCAGCGAGCCGUCCGGCUGCGAGAGAUUGGGCCCCGCAUCGAGCUCAAGUUGAUCAAGAUCGAAGAUGGCAUGGUGGGAGGAGAGACUCUGUACCAUGACCGGGUCAAGAAGACUGCCAAGGAGGCUACCGCUCUCAAGCAAGCCGUUGCGGCCAAGAAGAAGCUAAAGCAGGAGAGGAAAGCAGAGCAGGCGGCCAAUGUGGCACGCAAAGAAGAGGAGAAGGCGGCGAGAAAGACAAAGGGCAAAGAGCAAGCAGCGGAAGGGGCCGAGGCAGAUGAAGAGGAUGAGGACGAUGAUGAUCUGCCCGCAGACGGCGGAGACUCAGACGCAGACGAAGACGACGACGACUUCGAGUACGAAGACCGCUUCGCAGACUCUGUUCCUCAAGACGCACAAGAGGAGAGAGCAAACCUUUUCGACGAAGACGACGAUCUCGGUGCUGAUGAUGAUGACAUCUCCCUCUCGGAAGGCGAUGGAGAGGAUGGGGACGAAGGCGAUUCAUUCGACGAAGAAGAUGAUGACGAAGAGGAAGAGCCCUUCGACUACGAAGACGACGGCAUCAACCACGAUGACUCGGAUCUGGAUCCGAUUCCCGUCGGUCGAGGACUGAUGGCCUACGAUAGCGAUAGCGACGCUGCAGUUGGACCAGCUCCGGCGUUGUCAAAGUCAAACGGCGCGAAGUCCACUUUGAAGAAGCGCAAGGUGGACGUUGGAAAUGCAAGAGGCAAGGGCAAGGCAAGGAGAUGAUAUGCCACGCUUAGACGGAAGGAGGCGAGGUCCGCAACCUACAGUCACAAAUGCAUACUUUACCCAGGAAAGCGGCCCUGCAGCUCGUCGCAUCUGC